AUGAAAGUUAUAGCGUUGUUGGCGGUCCUGUUUUCAUUGACAAAUGCCUUCCCGUUUGAGUCCAAUAGUAAUGGUACGACUUGGGUAGUACUGGUGGCCGGUUCUAAUGGUUGGUACAACUAUCGUCAUCAGGCUGACGUUUAUCACGCCUAUCAAGUGGUUCGCAAUCACGGCAUUCCCGAGAAAAAUAUUAUUGUCUUUCAUUACGACGACAUCGCCCAUCACUCAAGUAAUCCGACACCGGGACAGGUGAUCAAUAAGCCGGGUGGCACUGAUGUCUAUCAUGAAGUGCCCAAAGAUUUUAUUGGCAAAGACGUAACGCCUAAAAACUUCUUGGCUGUUCUUAAAGGAGAUCAAGAGUUGGCCAAAUCGGGCAAAAAAGUUCUUAAAAGUGGAGCCAAUGAUAACGUAUUUGUGUUUUUCUCAGAUCACGGAUCUACAGACUUAAUUGCUUUUCCCAAUGAAUAUCUUUAUGGAGAGGAUCUCAACAAAGCUCUGCAGUAUAUGUUUGACCACAAAAUGUACUCAAAACUCGUGUUUUAUUUGGAGGCGUGCGAGUCGGGUUCAAUGUUUAACAAAUUGUUACCCAAAAAUAUCAAUGUAUACGCCACCACUGCCUCCAAUCCCACUGAAUCAAGUUAUGCCUGUUAUUAUGACGCCAAACGAAGCACAUACCUGGGCGAUGUCUAUAGUGUCAAUUGGGUUGAAGACAGUGAUCGUCGUGAUGUCGGCAAAGAGACAUUAGUAGACCAGUUCAAUGUUGUCAAACAACGCACGACUACAUCCCAUGUCCAACAAUACGGUGAUCUUGUUAUUAAUCAAUUGACUCUCAAAGAGUUUCAGGGUGACAAAGUUGCGCCACCAAUGGAUAAACUGGUAGUACCGGUGACCGAUGCUGUGGACAGCGGUGACGUUCCCCUUGAGAUACUUAAGCACAGAGUCGAUGAGGCACAGAGCGACACACAGAAGCUGAUAUUUAAAGAGCAAUUGCAGCGACUGAAGGACGGACGCCAAUUCCUGACCGACCAUUUGCGCCAAUAUGUCAAUAGUAUUAAACAUUUGGUGGGCGACGACAUCGAUGCCAUUAUGAAUACCAAACAAGAACUCAAUAAUAGACAGUGCUAUAGACAACUGGUCGAUAUUUUUAACCAAAAAGCACUUAAUUUGAAUCAGCACCCGUAUGUAUUGCGCAAACUUCACGUGUUUGCCAAUGUAUGCGAAAAGCUGAGCACUGGUACCGAUGUCGAGCUUAAGGUUGACGAUGCCGUACAACAUUUGGUUAGCUAUAGCUAUGAACACUUUGCCAAUGCCUAUCCGUUCCCAAUUGAAUAA
Oppia nitens is the source of this 1332-nucleotide messenger RNA. Its product is annotated as legumain-like. The record is from RefSeq and is a predicted model, not a curated record. The transcript is spliced from 9 exons. Lineage: Eukaryota; Metazoa; Arthropoda; Arachnida; Sarcoptiformes; Oppiidae. Gene Ontology annotation, molecular function: cysteine-type endopeptidase activity. Gene Ontology annotation, biological process: vacuolar protein processing. Bases 1 to 1332 code for a protein of 443 amino acids.